Cercospora beticola is the source of this 602-nucleotide messenger RNA. RefSeq lists its product as uncharacterized. Lineage: Eukaryota; Fungi; Ascomycota; Dothideomycetes; Mycosphaerellales; Mycosphaerellaceae. The record is from RefSeq and is a predicted model, not a curated record. Gene Ontology annotation, biological process: polyketide metabolic process.
CCCGGACACGAUCUGUAAAUCACGAUCACGACUUCUACAAUAUGGCCGCCUCCAACUCUCUAGAAGCAAAGUACGUGGCCUACAUCAAUGCCAUCAACGCGCGGCCUUUUCCAGGUUUGAAAGAACACAUGCAUUCAACAGUAACAUUGAACGACAAGUCCAUGCCUCUGGCCGAAUUUGAGAAGUUGCUCAGCACAGACAUCGACGCAGCUCCGGAUAUGCGCUUUCAGCUAGCUAUGCUACUUGUCGACGAGAGCAAGCAGCAAGUCGGGUGCAGGAUUGAAUUUCGGUGCACUCCCCUGCAGAAGGAAUUCAUGGGACAUCGGGUGCACGGCAAGAUCAAAUGCAUGGAACACAUGUUUUACCAAUAUCGAGAUGGCAAGAUUGCGGAGGUGUGGUGGAUGCCAGGCGAAUUCGUCGGCAUUAGUCCCAAUGCAAGUGCGACAAAGCUCUGAUGGGGUCGAUCCUUCACUUGGGCAAGGUGUGUGGGGAGGACAGGGAUGGAUGCACGGAUGGACAUUUGCCUAUUUGGGCAGGUAUAUGAGCUAGGGUAUGCAGUAUGCAAGUCGACUUCUGCAUAGUUUGCGACCACAUUGAAGGAU